AUGGGCCAAUUUUUGGAAAAACCUAAAGUUGAAAAACACAAUAGUCGAGGCAAAAACGAUGACAUUCGCUAUGGUCUUGGAUCUAUGCAAGGAUGGCGUGUCGAUAUGGAAGAUGCACAUGCCACUAUAUUGACAUUAGAUGAUAAUAGUUGGUCGCGUUGGUCGUAUUUUGGCGUAUUUGAUGGCCAUGCAGGAUAUCGUACAGCAGUGAAAGCGGCUGAAAAACUUCAUUUGCAAAUUCUAUCAUCGCUUAAUGCAUUAGUAGCUGAUAAUGCCAAUGAAACAGUUCCAUCGAAAGUAAUCUCAUCUCAACUUGACUUUUCGAAAUUUGAAACGGCUAUUAAAGAUGCUUAUUUUAAAUUUGAUCAUGAAUGGAGAGAAGAAAAUCGAAAUAACAAUCAAGAUGAUAAAAGUGGUUCAACAGCUAUAUCCUGUUUAAUUGAUGCAGAACGAGUUUAUUUUUUAAACGUUGGUGAUUCACGUGCUAUACUGGUGUCAAGUGAAGGUCGAGUUCUUCUUGCUACAAAAGAUCAUAAACCAAGUGAUCAAGUUGAACGUCAACGAAUUCAAGAUGCCGGCGGUACUGUUUUGAUUCAACGUGUCAAUGGUUCAUUGGCUGUGUCACGUGCACUUGGUGAUUUUGAAUAUAAAAAUAAUUCAAAUCGUCGUCCUGAUCAACAGCUUGUUUCACCAGAACCAGAAGUCACAUGUCAUUCACGUACUUUAACAAUUGAUUCUAACAAGCAAGAGGAACAGAUUGCUUUUAUUGUAUUGGCUUGUGAUGGCAUAUGGGAUGUUAUGACAAAUGAAGAGCUAGCUGCAUAUAUACUUGGUCGUAUGCAUGUUACAGAUGAUCUUAAUGAAAUUUGUAAUUCAGUACUUGAUAUGUGCUUGUAUAAAGGUAGCAAAGACAAUAUGAGUUUAAUUAUAAUAGCUUUUAAAACUGCACCUGUACCAACUCCAGAAUGGAAAGAAAAAGAUGAAACAUUAAAUACUGAAAUUAAAAAAAAGACAAUUGAAAUUUUUAAUCUGAAUCCUAAUAGAACAAGUUUAGAUGCGAAUACAAUAUGGCAACAAGUUGUUACAUCUCUUAAUGAACAAUCAUCUAUUCGUGAAGCAUUACCCAUUGGUGGAGGUUUUGUUUCAAAACGAUCAGUAUUCGAACGUAUUUUUGAUUCGCUGAUAAAAGGAACACAUCAAACUGAAACAUCAAGCAAUGGGCCUUUCAUAAACGAUGAACAUGACGAUGAAACGCAUAGACACGAUGAUCCAUCAACAAAUCCUUCAUCUGCUGAUAUUUCAUCAUCGACAGGCAACAAUCUAGCUGCGUUGACUCAAUAG
Rotaria socialis is the source of this 1341-nucleotide messenger RNA. NCBI's taxonomy places the organism in Eukaryota, Metazoa, Rotifera, Eurotatoria, Philodinida, Philodinidae. The record is from the annotation of a GenBank genome assembly.